Molecule: messenger RNA, 2227 nt
Organism: Fragaria vesca subsp. vesca
Lineage: Eukaryota; Viridiplantae; Streptophyta; Magnoliopsida; Rosales; Rosaceae
Product: FACT complex subunit SSRP1-like
Exons: 16
Coding region: 92-2029 (645 amino acids)
Cellular component (GO): nucleus; FACT complex
Molecular function (GO): DNA binding; nucleosome binding; histone binding
Source: RefSeq, a predicted model, not a curated record
ACUCUAAAAAAACACAAGCUUUCCUCUUCACUCUCUCUCUCUCUCUCUCUACGUUUUUUUAUUGCUCGGAGUCUCCGGCUAACGGCGAGCCAUGACGGACGGCCACCAGUUCAAUAGCAUCUCCCUCGGCGGCCGCGGCGGCACCAAUCCGGGGCAACUAAAAGUAUAUUCAGGGGGGAUUUUAUGGAAGAAACAAGGAGGUGGGAAAGCAAUUGAGGUUGAUAAAGCCGACAUUGUUGGGGUGACAUGGAUGAAGAUCCCAAAGACAAAUCAAUUUGGUGUUCGAACUAGAGAUGGGUUGUACUACAAGUUUAUCGGAUUCCGAGAUCAGGAUAUCACUAGUUUGACCAAUUAUUUCCAAACUACUUGUGGGAUAGUAGCAGAGGAGAAGAAGCUUUCUGUAAGUGGGCGUAACUGGGGAGAAGUGGAUUUAAGUGAUAAUAUGCUGUCUUUCUUGGUUGACUCUAAACAAGGAUUUGAGGUAUCUUUGGCUGAUGUCUCACAAACACAGCUUCAGGGGAAAAAUGAUGUCACUUUAGAGUUCCACGUGGAUGACACUGCUGGAGCAAACGAGAAAGAUUCGUUGAUGGAAAUAACUUUUCACAUUCCCAACUCCAACACUCAGUUUAUGGGUGAUGAGAAUCGUCCUGCUGCUCAGGUAUUUCGUGACAAAAUCAUAUCAAUGGCAGAUGUUAAUGACUUUGAAACUGCUGUUGUCACAUUUGAGAGUAUUGCAGUCCUCACACCAAGGGGUCGCUACAAUGUGGAACUUCAUCUUUCAUUCUUGCGGUUACAAGGACAGGCUAAUGAUUUCAAAAUUCAGUACAGCAGUGUUGUUCGCCUCUUUCUCCUUCCUAAGUCUAAUCAGCCACAUACCUUUGUUGUUGUUACUCUUGAUCCACCUAUCCGUAAAGGACAAACACUGUAUCCACACAUUGUUUUGCAGUUUGAAACCGAUUAUGUAGUUGAAAGUGAACUGGCAAUAGGCGACGAUCUUUUGAACGGCAAGUACAAAGACAAGUUAGAACCAACUUAUAAGGGACUAAUUCAUGAUGUGUUCACCAAAAUACUGCAUGGAUUGUCUUCGGCCAAAAUUACAAAACCAGGGAAGUUCCGCAGCUGUCAAGAUGGUUAUGCUGUGAAGUCAUCACUGAAAGCUGAAGACGGAGUUCUAUAUCCUCUGGAAAAGAGCUUCUUUUUCCUACCCAAACCUCCUACCCUUAUUACUCAUGAUAUGAUUGACUAUGUGGAAUUUGAGAGGCAUGGUGCUGGAGGCUCGAAUAUGCAUUAUUUUGAUCUUCUCAUCAGACUUAAAAGUGAGCAAGAACAUCUGUUUAGAAACAUUCAGAGGAAUGAAUAUCAUGCUCUUUUUGACUUCAUCAGUUCAAAGGGUAUCAAAAUCAUGAACUUAGGAGAUGCCCAAGUAACAGAUGGUGUGUCUCCUCUUCUUGAAGUGGCAGAUGAUGCUGAUCCUGAUCCACAUCUGGUUCGCGUACAGGAGGAAGCUGGAGAUGAAGAUAGUGAUGAAGAGGACGAAGAUUUUGUUCUUGAGAAGGAUGAUGCAGGUUCACCAACUGAUGAUUCUGGGGAUGAAGGUUCUGAUGCUAGUGAAAGUGGAAGUGAGAAAGAGAAGCCUCCUAAAAAGGAUCCCAGGAAAGAACCUUCAACUUCAAAGGUGUCAUCUUCCAAGAAAAAAUUGAAAGAGGUUGAUGAAGAUGGCCCAAAGAAGAAAAAACAGAAAAAGAAGAAGGAUCCAAACGCACCCAAAAGAGCGAUGUCUGGUUUCAUGUUCUUCUCGAAUAUGGAGAGAGAGAAUGUGAAGAAGACCAACCCCGGCAUUGCAUUCACGGAUGUAGGAAGAGUGCUCGGAGACAAGUGGAAGAAGAUGUCAGCGGAGGAGAAAGAACCAUAUGAAGCAAAGGCCCGUCAAGAUAAGUUACGCUACAAGGAUGAAAUUAGUGGCUACAACAAGAGCAGCACCCCCCAACCCAUGAAUGUGGAUUCAGGGAAUGAAUCUGACACCGAGUAGAACUGAAGUAGAAUCAAAAUAGCCAGUUAUAUUUUGUUCAAGUGGUACUUGUGUGUUUGAGAACAUACCGCCGUGUUCUGUGAACAUACACGAGAAGCCAGUGUAGAUUUCUGUUUGCCUCUUUUGUAUUGUGAACAUACGUGUUUCGGUUUACACUUAUUUUGCUUAUAAAUAUCUAGUUUUACUGCUUGAAGACAG